AUGGCAGACGAAUAUUACCCUGCAUACAAAUGCCCAUACGACCACGAGUUCCACGACGCUGACGACCUCGUCUACUACUACCCCGCCACCGGCUUCAUCGAAACCAUCGAGGAAGCCCAGCUCACCGCACACGCCUUCCGCGACACCAAUGGCGAAGCCUACGGGAUAUGGCAGUCCGCGCUCGUCCCCCGCCGGUUCGUUGCAGUUCAGGGACACGCCGGAUUCUGCCUCAGGCACUACGACUACUGCUGGCUCCGUCACGUGGUGGUUCCUAUGGGGGCGGACUUUUCAGAAGAGGGAGACGAUUAUGACGACGACGAAGACGACGACGCUGAAAUGUUGACCUGGGAUAUCGUCCGAGACUUCGACGAUCCCACUUCCCCCGUCGGCUUCGAAGCGGAUUGGAUGGAAGAGGUUGAGUGGGUGUUCGAGGAGGAGGAGGAGGAAGACAGUGACGAGGAGGGUUUAUACCGUCCUCCCACACCCCCCUGGGCCUGA
Molecule: messenger RNA, 498 nt
Organism: Lasiodiplodia theobromae
Lineage: Eukaryota; Fungi; Ascomycota; Dothideomycetes; Botryosphaeriales; Botryosphaeriaceae
Exons: 1
Coding region: 1-498 (165 amino acids)
Source: RefSeq, a predicted model, not a curated record